UGUUUUACAGAGCGAUUGAAUAAAAAGGACAAACAACUAACAGGAUAAAAGUGUGUGUGUGUGUGUGUGUGUGUGUGUGUGUGUGUGUGUGUGAUGUUAGUGCAGUCGGAAAGGCAGGAAAGCAGCAGGACUGGGCUGGCUUUAGCUCUGGAAUAAAUGAUUUCCAGGAAACCAGAGCUGUGACUUUAAACGAAAGUAAAACUGAUUUGUCGCUACAUGGUUUGCGUGCCUGUUUAUUUCAAAGGAAACAUUCGGGGGCAAGUGUACUGGAUACUAACUCAGGGGUGUAACAAGGAAUUUCAAGUGGUUUGUAAAACAACACAAACCCCAGAAGAAAUGGCUUUGGAAAGAUUUGCUGGAUUGCGAUACAAUGGGUUGAAAAAUCAGGGUGCAACCGGUUACCUGAACUCUGUACUGCAGUGUCUCUACAUGACAGAAGAUUUCCGCAGAGAAGUAGAAAACUUUAGAAGAGAUCCACUAAACCCUGAUGAAGAAAGUGCUGAUUUGAUGCAAGAAUUGCAAAAACUUUUUAAAAGGCUAAAAGAAGUUGUUGGUACAACUGAAGGGAUAACUCGAUGUUUGCACAUCAGUAGUGUCCGUGAACAGCAGAAUGCAGUGGAAUACUAUCAGAAAAUUCUACAAGCAAUUGGACCAGAAGUGUCCAAGAUAUUUAAAGGGGAAAUGAGCAACAAAACCAGAUGUGCAUGUACCCACAUAUUUCAAGAGAAGUGUUCCUUUUUCACGAUCCCUUUAUCCAUAGAAGCUGCACCCACUGAGUGGUUCAGUGUGAAUAAGGGAUUAGAGAACUUUUUUAAAGAGGUCAAGUUUGAUGAAGACAACCUGGUGUACUGUGACCACUGUGACCAAAAAGCUGAAGCUGAGACCUGGACUGAAAUUGAGGAGGUUCCUAAUAUCCUGACUCUGUACCUGAAGAGGUUUCAUUUUGACUACUAUCAGAUGAAGCUUGUAAAGAAUCACUGUCCCAUUGUCAUUCCCAUGCAACUGCUGCUAAAGAAAUAUAAAUAUGAGCUUUAUGCAGUUAUUAACCACAUAGGGGAACAAACUGGAGGGCACUACAAUGCUGUCAUCAGAUCCUUUGAUGACAAUGAGUGGUACUGUUUUGAUGACUCUUUCGUCCAGAAGGUUUCAGAGGAGGCUUUCCACCGAUUCAUCCCACCUCUGGUCUAUUUACUCAUGUACAGAAAAAUCGAAGUGGAUGAGCCUCACUCUGAUGAGAAGUCUACCGAAUCUACCAAUGAGCUACAGCUACACUGGCAGGAGUACUAUGAACUGGUCAUAAAUCUGCUAAACUGGAUCAGAAACCAUAUCAUUGUGUUUGAGAACAGAAAUUUGCCCACCUCAUAUGAGGACAUUGAGGUCUUGUUCCACCUUUUCAAGACAGAGUUGCCAGAAAAGGAGAAAGAGAAAAAUGGCUCCAAACAUGCUUACAAUUAUUUUGAGAAUGCAGUGCAAGCCGGGAAGCUUAAAGUACAUCCUGGUUACCACCCCAGUGAUGUGGAGAAGGAGUGGGAUCGACUCUGGGCAGCCAUACUAAAAUGGAAGCGAAAGAAGUUUGAAGGUUUGGUCCAGCGCCAAGGGCAGAUGGAUUCAGAUUCAGAUGUGCAUGAGGAGUGGCUGAACCAGAUGGAGACACUGCUGCAUAUGGCUGAGGUUCCAGAAAAAAUUAAGAAGUCGCAAGUUUGCACUGAGGAACGAGCACACUCAGACUUGACUGACAAUCAAAUAGAUAAAUCUCACAAAGGUUUCACAGGAAAGCAGAGGAGCUUGUUGAAUGUCAGGGCAACAGGCAUGCUUCCCAAAGAGGGAAAACAAAGACAUAUUGAACAUUGCUGGUCAGAAAACAACACAAAAAAGGCUGUUACAGAAGAGGGUCUUGUUGGCCUAGAACUCCAUGACAAAGUUUUGUCUCCAGAGAGAGCAGUCACAAUGGAAGAUAGCAAAGACUUGAAGAUAUACUCUGAGUGUGCAAGAUGUAUCUCAGGUGUGUAUGUAGAGGCUACUAAAGAACGACUGUCAAUCUACCAAGCCGAGAAAAAAAACAUGAUUACAAAAAGUACUGCAUUCCAACUGCUGGAGGCUCAAGCAUCCAAUGGAUAUGUGAUCGAUCCAAUCAGCAAUCGAAAACUAUCAGUUACUGAGGCUGUAGAAAUGGGAGUGGUUAGCCUAGAGGUUAAAAAGAAGCUUCUCUCUGCUGAACGUGCUGUGACUGGAUACAAUGAUCCAUUCUCUGGUACGGUAAUUUCUGUAUUUCAGGCCAUGAACAAGGGUCUGAUCGUUAAAUCUCAUGGUAUUCGUCUUUUGAAGUUUCAAAUUGCCACAGGUGGAAUCAUUGACCCUAAAGACAAACACCGUCUUCCAGUGGAAGUGGCGUACAACCGUGGCCUUUUUGAUGAAGAGAUGAAGAGAAUGCUUACUGACCCUUCUUGUGAUACAAAAGGUUUCUUUGACCCAAACACAAAGAGGUGUCUGACUUACCCUCAGAUGAUGGAGCAAUGCAUAACUGACUCUGCAACCAAGCUUUCUUUCUUACUGCUGAAGGAGAAGGAGCAGGAAAGAAAGACAUAUUUAUCUGUUUAGGAAAGUCUCAUUGAUCAUCAGACAUACUAUAUCAUUACUGUGCCAAGGUCUUAACCACAUGGAAAGAAAAGCUGGAAACAAAAAUACUUUCAUAAAGUAAUGAAAUUAAAAAUUUCUACAUUUAAAAACUACCAUAAAGAAAACAAAGUCAAUAUUUGGUGAAUAUUUGACAACUCUUUGCCCUUAAAAAUUCAUCAGUAGUUUUGGGUACAAAUUGUACAGUUUUGUAAGAUAAUUUGCUGGCAUAUUUUACUGAGCAUCUCAGAGAAUCUGCCACAGUUCUGGAGACUUUGACUGCUGCACUUGCUUCUGUUUUGCAGAUAAUCCCUAACAGCCUUCUUUAUGUUUUUGUUUGAAAAUUGGCAUACUAUAUAAUACAGUCACCUCUGAAAGUAUUGGAACUGCAAGGCCAAUUCUUUUGUUUUUGCUAUAAACUGAAGACAUUUGGACUUGAGAUCAAAAUAUGAAUAUGAGAUGAUCGAUCAGAAUUUCAGCUUUCAUUGCCUGAUAUUUACAACUAGAUGUGUUAAGAGACAUUUUUGUCUUUAUGCACACAUUUUUCAAGUGAUCAGAAAUAUUGGAACACGACUGCCGAGUGUUUCUUGUUGCCGAAGUGUGCCCUGUUAAAUUGAUUGUUUAAACAGUUAAUAGUUCUGAACGUUUACUCUUGGUUUGAGCCCUGGGAUUUGCCCACAAAGACAAAAAUAAAAGAAUCCAUCUUGUUUUUCCAAUCUGUUUGGAAGGGACUGUAUGUUACUUUCUUUACUGAACUACAAAUAUUGUUCUGUAAUUUUUUUUUGUUCGAAAAGUAAUAUUUGGAAAUCUAAAAUGGUUUUACUGACCCAAUAAUGCAGAAAUAAACAUCCAAGACAUAAUUUGUAGGAAAAAUAGGGUGCCUAAGACUUUUGCACAGUACACUAUAUCACCAAAGGUUUUUGGACACCUGACCAUUACACCCAUAUGUGGGCCUUCCUCAAACUGUUGGCACAAACCUGGAAGUACAUUAAUGUCUAAAAGUCUUUCUAUUGCUGUAGCAUUACAGUUUCCAAAUUCAACUAAGAAGCCCUGUUCUAACACAAGGGAGGUCAAUAAACAUGAUUUGCCAAAGUUAGAGUAGAAGACCUCAAGUGGCCUGCAUAGAGCCCUGACCUUAAUAUCACUGAACACAAUGAUAACUGUCCAAAAGUCUGGACAUUAGUAUGACACUGAUGUCGUCAUCAUCAUCUUCAUAGACCAGUCUGUACAUAAACCAGUCUGCAGCGGACCAGUUUCGUGCAGGCACCCUGCCCAUCACUUAAUUUGCAGACAGGCAAUUUGAAUCACAUUCAUCUUCUUUUGGGUCCACUUCAUCAUAUCCCAUGAGCCCAUUUCUCUCUAUCAGGACCUCAGCAAUAACCUGGACUGAUCCAACAGAGUAAAUGGGUCCACUUGGGAUCCUAGAUCCAGCUACUCACAAGAAGGUUAUCAGUUACGGAGGCCACACACCAAAAUCUAGUCCAGUAAUGAAAUUCAGUGUUACUGGGGAAGCCAUGACCUAUAGGUUAGAGAAGCAGGGUUUGGGACCAAAAUGUUUGGGACCACAAGGUUGCUGGUUUGAUUCCCUGGAUCAGCCGAAAUGGCUGAAGUGCCCUUGAGCAAGGCACCUAACUCCAAAUGCUUCCCAGGCUGCUCUGGUUAUAGUGUACAUCCCUCUGGAUAAGAGUGUCUGCUCAAUGCCUGCAAUGUAAUGUAAUGAUCAAAGACAGUUUGAGGGCAUCACAGACCUAAAUACUGGAGUGAAAUACAGCAAAAACUUUGCCUGUAAAUUUGAAGCUGUCUUAUAAAGGUGUCUCAUGGCAGAAGGAUCUGGUUUAUGUUUACUGAAGGCAUGACCACAGUGUACUGUAUAGCCUUUACCAUAUCAGUGGUUCUGGAUCAGCCUCAUGUUCCAGCCCUGGCUCGGGAACUGGUUCAAGGUCUGUCUUGAGAUGAGGAAGCUUUAAUGCUACUGGGUCUACUUUUCCAAAAGUUUCUCCACAUCUUCCUACGUCUCUCCAAACUUUGGCUGACAGUGCAGUUCAAGAGUGAACAGUGGACUGAAUACACAAAAUAAAGCAGGCUCUAACAGCAUUAGCACUCAGAAGAAAAUGUUGCUUUAAGGACAAGAAAAUAUUACCACUGUCAGAAGCACAGUGCUUUUUUUAAUUGUUUUUUUUUUUUUUUUUCAAAAAAAUCAUUCUGAUCUGCAUGUAGUUAUUAUGGGGCUUGUAACUUCUGAUGUAUCCUACUGACUUACAUGUUUCUUUUCAUAGCAGAUUGUUGUAGGGUUUGUUUGGUGUUUUUCUUUUGUUACAUUACAUAUAACUGGUAAAAUCAUGCUUUUUGUGUAAUAAAAAGAUAAUACAGUGGAAUCUUGUUUUUUAUUAUUACUGUUAUCAGCAUCAUUAGUAUAUCUGCUCUUGGAUAUUUC
Molecule: messenger RNA, 5047 nt
Organism: Neoarius graeffei (lesser salmon catfish)
Lineage: Eukaryota; Metazoa; Chordata; Actinopteri; Siluriformes; Ariidae
Product: plectin-like
Exons: 16
Coding region: 217-2598 (793 amino acids)
Biological process (GO): hemidesmosome assembly; protein deubiquitination; intermediate filament cytoskeleton organization
Cellular component (GO): cytoskeleton; hemidesmosome; cytoplasm
Molecular function (GO): structural constituent of muscle; structural constituent of cytoskeleton; cysteine-type deubiquitinase activity
Source: RefSeq, a predicted model, not a curated record